This is a messenger RNA of Centropristis striata (black sea bass), 4250 nucleotides long. RefSeq names its product junction-mediating and -regulatory protein-like. Gene Ontology annotation, molecular function: transcription coactivator activity; Arp2/3 complex binding; actin binding. Gene Ontology annotation, biological process: positive regulation of apoptotic process; Arp2/3 complex-mediated actin nucleation; intrinsic apoptotic signaling pathway by p53 class mediator. The transcript is spliced from 10 exons. The record is from RefSeq and is a predicted model, not a curated record. NCBI's taxonomy places the organism in Eukaryota, Metazoa, Chordata, Actinopteri, Perciformes, Serranidae. Bases 686 to 3364 code for a protein of 892 amino acids. Gene Ontology annotation, cellular component: nucleus; cytoplasm.
AAAAAACAGCCACAAUAAUAAAGCUUUGCUUCGUUAUAGACGUCUCCUUAGAGUAGCGAUAUAUCCCACAGCACCUGAAGCCAACGUUAUUAUUUUGCGUAUGUGGUUUUGCUGGGGAAAGGAUGAAGAAAACAUGGUGAAGUUACGAGUUUGGAGACGAUGCUAACCUCCCUGAAGACAGUGUGACUGGUCAAACAGCCUUGUCACACUUAAUCAUGGCCCCUGUGUGUCGUAUCUGAACGAUGUACGCCGCUGUUUUUGUAUCCGGCUGGUACUUUAUGAUGAGAAGGGAGGUCUGGAGCCGAGAGAUCGAGAAUAACGGACCGCAGCUGACAGACUCGUUGGACCUGGUAAACACACGGUCGCAUGUUGUGUGUUGGAGUCUUGUAAGCUAAUGACAUAGCUAAGUGUUAUUGCGGGAGGUUGGGAUAGACAGUCAGACAUCCGAGUUGAAAGCAGGUGGGCCAGAGAUGGGAAAUGACACCGCACUGUUCCAAAUUCAUCCGCUUGAGCGAAGGAGGAUAGCCCUUCAGGCGAAAUAUCCUCGGAGACAAAACAGUGUUUGGUAAAACGCUUGUUUUAUCACCGUAACACACACCGUUUUACUACCGACUCUCAAGCCGUGCCAACGUUGGUUUUGCUGACGUGAGCAGUGUUGUUAUUUUUGCUCCAUCACUUUGCAGACAUGUCCUUCACAAUGGAGGAUAAUUUGGAGUCGGGGUGGGUGGCCGUUCGACCGAAUGCGUUUGAGGAGAAGGAAAAGCAUAAAUUUGUUUUUAUCGUCGCCUGGAAUGAAGUGGAGGGUAAAUUUGCCAUAACAUGUCACAACAGGACGGUGCAGAGGAGAAGCUUUGGCAGGGACCCGCCGGCGGAGGCGACUGGCCAGGAUGGGAACAAAACAAAAUGGCCCGAAAGUCCCGUCAGAGAUAAAGUAUCCAAGAGCCCCAGUAAAGGAGCCAAGGAGGCUUUGGGUAAAGGAUGCAGCCCGAAGAAGUCUGCCGUGACUGCUAAACUAAACCCUGUCAAAAUUCAAACUGGGAUUAAAUCCGCAGCAUCUCCCGUUAGCCCUGAUACUGAGGUUUUAAAAUCACUAAAAGAGGACCAACUGUCCCCCUCACUAGACAGCUUGGACCUGGAUGAGCUGGACAGUCUGAGCAGGAAGGACUGCAGCUGGGCCGGACUCUUCUCCUUCCAGGACCUCCGCUCAGUCCACCAGCAGCUGUGCUCGGUGAACUCGGACCUGGAGCCCUGCCUCCCGGUGUUUCCGGAGGAACCAGCCGGUAUGUGGACAGUGCUGUUCGGCCCAGCGGAAGUGCCCGAGACAGAAAUGGACGAGCUUUGCUACAGUUUACAGAUGUACCUAGGUCACGCGCUCGAUAUCUGCGGAUGGAAGAUCCUUUCGCAGGUCCUAUUUACUGAAAACGACGACCCAGAUGAGUACUAUGAGAGCCUGAGCGAGCUGAGGCAGUCUGGGUACGAAAAGGCACUCAACCGUGCAACAAAACAUCUUCAAGAGCUGCUGGAGAAACACAAGACCAUGGAGAGUAUGGUGGAGCUGUUGGAGCUCUAUGAGGAGGAAGAUGAGGCCUACGGAGGCCUGCUAGAGGCCUCCACGCAGCUGUACCAGUAUCUGCUGCAGCCCUUCAGAGACAUGAGGGAGCUAGCGAUGCUACGCAGACAGCACAUCAAGAUUUCCAUUGAGAACGACUACUUGGGCCCAAGGCGGCUUGAAGCUCUGAAAAAGGAGGACUCUGACUGGCAGAAGAAAGCUCAGGAGGCAGUCCUCAACAUCCAGGAGUUUACUGUAAAGUACUUUGAGAUCACUGCCAGAGCCCAGAAAGGGGUGUAUGAGCGUAUGAAGGUGGACCAGCGUAAGUUUGGUAAAUCUUCAUGGACUGCGGCGGUGGAGCGCAUGGAGAGACUCCGCUACUCUGUCGCCAAGGAAACUCUGCAGCUUCAGAGAGCCAGGGAGAUCUGUCUGGAGCAGAGGAAACACGCACUUCGAGAGGAGAUGCAGAGUCUGUGUAGCAGUGAGGAUGCCAUCGCUCUCUUAGACCACAUGGAGACACAAUACUAUGAGCGCCAGCUCCAACUGUACGACAUCCAGGCUGAGAUACUGCAGUGUGAAGAGCUGCUCCUCACCGCCCAACUAGACAGCGUCCGCAGACAGAUGAAAGAGCUUCAGAAUGAGGUGGUGUACUAUGACACCUUUGAGACUGCAGACGAUAUAAAAGAGGAUGAUACUGCAGAGAGGGAAGAGCUGCACAGGCUUCAGGUCAGCGCUCGACAGCUGGAGGCAAGAAGGGGGCGCAUCACUGCCAAGCGCUCCUACCUGAGGAACAAAAGGGAGAUCUGCGUAGCCAACCACAUUCAGAAGCAGCAGAAACGUCAAACGACCCACAAGGACUCUAUAUCCCACCAUUUCUUAGAGCUAAAAAAUGAAGAAGAGGAAGAUGAAGAGAGAAAGAACAGCAGAGUUAGUCAGGAGAGACAGAGAACUCUGGACAGACUACGCACUUUCAAGCAGCGGUACCCAGGUCAGGUGAUUCUGAAGUCCACUCGAUUACGCGUGACCCACACCAGAAGAAGAGACCGUGGAAGGAGCAUGGAAAUGAGUAGCGUGAGUGAGGAGACCGUGGACUGUGUCCAGGCGCAGGGCCACCCGCUGUGUCUCAGUACCAGCGUGCAGACAGACCCCAGCUCCACGCUCACCACUCAGCCCGUCACCGUCCUCACAGCAUCCCUUCCUCCUCUGCCUGUGCCCAGUCCUGCAGACUCCUCCUGCUCUCCCUGCUCCCUGUCCUCACUACUGGCAUCACCGAUGUCCCCUCCUCCUCCACCUCCCCCUCCCCCUCCCAUGCCAAUAAAGGAGGAGUUGUCACCUUCUGGGAGCUCGGGUAGGCAUGAGCAGAAGGUUGAGGGGAAGAACACCACAGAUGAGCUCUCCCUCUCCCCACUUGGCCCAUUUAUUCCUCGCUUCUUCGACAGCAGCCAACUACUGAGCGCCCGGAAAAAGCUGAGGAAGACUCCAGAGUUUGACUCUCACAGCAGAAGAGUGAGCUCGCCCAUGGACGAGGUGCUAGCCUCCCUGAAGAGAGGCAGCUUCCACCUGAAGAAGGUCGACCAGCGGUCUCUGCCUGCAUCCGAUGCUGACGAUGACCCCAACAGUAUCCUGGCUCAGAUUCGCAAGGGGGUCAAACUGAGGCGCGUCCCCAGGAAAGAGAGAAAGGACCAGGGGGAGCUCCCGGCCUCCACCGACCCUCUGACCAGGAGCAUCCAUGAGGCACUGCGCCGCAUAAAGGAGGCCUCACCAGACUCUGACUCAGACGACGACGGGCUAGCCAACCAUGACUGGGAAAGCUAGGGUUGAAGGCUUAAAGGCAACAAAUGAUACGCGCACAGAUGCCUGCACCCUCUGGCACUGCAUGCACUGUACUGUACUGUACUGUAAAGUGCUGCAUUGUACUGUACACACACAUACACACAGUUACUCACUCACACUUAAGCACACACAGCCCAGUCACACAUGUACCUAGUGACUACGCCAGGGCCUGAGUCGUACCGAAUAUCACCAACUCACCAUACGCUCCAAAGGUUUCAUGGUCAACCUGUUCAUUUGGUUUUCACACUACCUUCACCAUCAUGAAGGACAUCAUUUGUGGUUUUUAUUUUUACUUCAUGUAACUGUGGUUCUAUUCCUGUAAUCAGAUUGUUAGGAUGUUAUUUUUAUUUUGCAGGUGUACUGUUGAAAAGCUCAGCACUGGGCUUUUGUGGCAACAUUAACAUUCAGAAAUGGCACAUAACACAUUUUACACCAACACACUGCACUGACAUGAUUAUUAUUAUUUGUGAAACUGAAAAAACCUCAUACAGGAAGCUAUCAGUGCUGUGAGGUGUGUGGUUUUUUUUCACUUACUCGAAAGCAUUACAAAUGAGUAACUGUAAAUGCAAAUUUGUAAUGAUUAUGGUUGAUAAAUUGGGAUGUGUCGGGAGAUUGAAAGAAGGUCCCACUGAGGUCUGAACUAGAUUCACUGUCCAGACUGUAAUCCAUUACACCAUCACCUCUGCUGACUUUCUCUUCUAUUUGUACUCAACCAGUGUAUUAUGACUAAAUCACACUACUGUAUGCUGCACAGCUGGUGUUAGUGUCAGACAGUAUAAAGACUGCUUGUCUAAUCUGACACUGCACAAAGACUAUAAAUCCUCUAGUCUGUCACACCUAAUUUGUGCCCAUCCCCCUGCUCUUGUCC